CAUCAACAAUAGCUGCUUGAAUUCCUUCCGAUACGACAUGUUGGUCUUUGCACGUCAUGCAUGCCGGCGACAGUGAGGGCGCCGCACUGCGGCAUCUGCCGUGAUGCACUUGUUCCUCUGCCAUCAUGUCCGGUACUCAGUAUAUCCCUCACAUACUAUACUCAACCGCUUUGACCUCAAUUUCUAUGCAUUUGCUGUGGCAGCGAAAAACAGCUGACGAGGACCGAGCGAGAUUCAAGGCUCAGGCAUCCAUCCUGCAAGACCUCAUUGAGCAACUUCGUUCGGGCAAGUCCAUCUCCGACGAAGAAAUAACGAAGUCGCGUAACCUUGCACGUAUACAUGGGGAGGGCAAACAGUCACCCGACAAGGAAGGAACUAACAUUGGAUGGAUGGAUGUGGUAUGGGGCCGGAAAACGACUGCAGACCUUGGUGUCAGUGAUGAAUGGGAACGAAAGGAUUUGGAACAAAGUGAGUCGUUCCUGCUGUCACACGCAUCAUCCAACUGACUGGUCCGCCCAGUACGCAAAGAAAUUGAGGCAGAGCAUUGAUACAUUCUUCUAACAAAUAUUGCUUGGUGAGCGUCAUCCAAGCGUCUUCUACCUGUACACAAUAUACAUCGGACCAAUACAUCUACAGAGUGUAUAUGCGCUUACAAAAA
Suillus clintonianus is the source of this 658-nucleotide messenger RNA. RefSeq lists its product as uncharacterized. Lineage: Eukaryota; Fungi; Basidiomycota; Agaricomycetes; Boletales; Suillaceae. Bases 126 to 506 code for a protein of 126 amino acids. The transcript has a single exon. The record is from RefSeq and is a predicted model, not a curated record.